Cebus imitator (Panamanian white-faced capuchin) is the source of this 621-nucleotide messenger RNA. Its product is annotated as guanine nucleotide-binding protein G(I)/G(S)/G(O) subunit gamma-5-like. The record is from RefSeq and is a predicted model, not a curated record. Gene Ontology annotation, biological process: G protein-coupled receptor signaling pathway. Gene Ontology annotation, molecular function: G-protein beta-subunit binding. The transcript has 3 exons. Gene Ontology annotation, cellular component: heterotrimeric G-protein complex. Lineage: Eukaryota; Metazoa; Chordata; Mammalia; Primates; Cebidae. Bases 1 to 243 code for a protein of 80 amino acids.
AUGCACCACAGUCCGGCCCUCAAGUGUACCACGUCUGGCUCCUCCAGCGUAACCGCUAUGAAGAAAAAAGUGGUUCAACAGCUCCGGCUGGAGGCCAGGCUCAACUGUGUAAAAGUUUCCCAGGCAGCUGCAGACUUGAAACAAUUCUGUCUGCAGAAUGUUCAACAUGACCCUCUGCUGACUGGAGUACCUUCAAGUACAACUCCCUUAAGACCCCAGAAAGUCUGUUCCUUUUUGUAUUAAAAUGAAUCUUUCAAAGGUUUUCCAAACCACUUCUUAGGAUUCAGUAGAUAUUCAAAACAGUUAAAUCUGAAGCCUGUACAAAGGCUUAUCCCUGUAACACACGUGCCAUAAUAUACAAACUUCUACUUUUGUCAGUCUAACAUCUACUUCUCUCAAUUUUCAUGAAUUUCUAUCUAUUUCACAAGGGUAACUUUUAUAUACGCUACCAGCAGCAUACAAUAAAACUUAGUAUGGAAAAAAAGAAAUUUUCUUUCCCAGAUUAAAAAAAAAAUAUGUAUAGUAGUAUAUCAGGGGCUAGAAGGAAAGUGUUUUCUAUUUCUAAUCACUGCCUAGACUAUCACAAGAGAUAAUCUACGCAAUAACGGGUUUCCUCAUAGC